AAAACAAAGAAAUUUAAAAUUACUUUGUAGUACGGAGUACUAAAUAAUCUGUAAGUCUCUAAUUUGGAUUGAGUGAUGUUCAUCGUUCAUGGCAGUUACAGUGUUAGCUUGUCAUCUCCCCAGUAUCGUCAUCAAUUCAUCAGAUUCCCCUAAUGGAAGGAAAUGCAAAUACACUGGUCAAUCUGUGAGAGCGAUUCCGAUGAGGAUUUUAACAGUGGGGAAGAAGCGGGAUCGUGGGGUUCAGCUCAUUGUUGAUGAAUAUAAAGAUAAACUCCAACAUUAUUGUAGCAUUGAUGAUGUCUUAAUUCGCUCUAAUCCUAAAAAUGCGCGGGAUGUCAAGGCUCAGAUUGAAGAAGAAGACUGUGCUGUUGUAAACCUCAUCAAGUCAAAUGAUUGGGUGGUGAUUUUGGAUGAGCAUGGACUUGAUGUUAGCUCAGAGCGGCUUGCUGAGCUUAUAGGAGAUGCAGGGUUGACGGGAGCUUCAAAAAUGAUAUUUUGCAUAGGUGGGCCAUAUGGUCAUGGAAGACAGUUACGUCAACGUGCUAAUCUAUCAAUAAAGCUAUCGUCAUUGGUAUUGAAUCAUCAAAUUGCUUUAGUUGUGCUAAUGGAGCAAUUAUACAGAGCAUGGACUAUUCUCAAAGGUCAGAAUUAUCAUCACUAGGAAUCUGCCAUUUUACCUGAAUCAUUGUGCAGAAUCUGAUAUCUAGUAACUUCUGAACUUGGUCUUUCACUCAACCGAUAUAUGCUGAUAAAUUCAGACCUGGGGCAUGAGUUCAUAUACAAGGCACAAAAACACUUGUUAAGAUAGAUUCAGCGGUUAAAAGAAAUUGCAAGUCUGCAAGUGAAUUUGAUUCCAAGGAUAUUUUCGGUUCCAGGAAAAGUGAUACUAACAGCAUAAUCUCAUUGUGGAAGUGGAGUGGAUUUUGAUGAAGGAUUAAGGGCCUUUUCUGGAUGCCUUUACUUGAGGACUGAUUUACUACUUGUUUAGAGAAUUUAUGUCUUGGGUAUAUUGACACUGAUUUUAAUUUUUAAAUCGCACUGGGUGCUGGGAGAAGGAUGACGAAUGAGAAUUGUUCGAUUUUUCUGCUCCUUCAGAAAGAUGAGGAAAUUUGAUUAUCGUCAUUUUUCUUCUUUUUCCCCCUAGACUAGAUGAGGUGAAAUGUAAGCGGAUAGCAUGCCUUUUAUCAUGAAUAUUGAUAAAAUUUCUUCAUAAAGCUACAUGUAAACUCCUUACCUUUUUUUUAAGUGUUUAAAGAGCCACAAGAGCGAGU
This is a messenger RNA of Chenopodium quinoa (quinoa), 1271 nucleotides long. Its product is annotated as putative RNA methyltransferase At5g10620. Gene Ontology annotation, biological process: rRNA processing. NCBI's taxonomy places the organism in Eukaryota, Viridiplantae, Streptophyta, Magnoliopsida, Caryophyllales, Amaranthaceae. Bases 89 to 661 code for a protein of 190 amino acids. The transcript has 8 exons. Gene Ontology annotation, molecular function: methyltransferase activity. The record is from RefSeq and is a predicted model, not a curated record.